Aureobasidium uvarum is the source of this 1851-nucleotide messenger RNA. The record is from the annotation of a GenBank genome assembly. Lineage: Eukaryota; Fungi; Ascomycota; Dothideomycetes; Dothideales; Saccotheciaceae.
AUGGCACCCCCAAGCAACGACAACAUCGAUCUACACAUCAUGAUUGUGCGCAAGAUUACCGCAACUAAGCUCCAAGCUGCGAGCUAUUUACUUGGAGUUGCUCUUUUCUCUAUCUCGUUCCUGGUGUUCUUGAAUGCAUCCAUCUCGUUUGUUGUCACGGACGUCAUCGGCCGCAAGCAUGGUGUCGGCGAUAUAGUUGGCACAUUAGGAUUCGCCGACGAGCUUGUCGCUUUGGUUGCUUGUCCUCUCUGGGGACUAUUGAGCGACAAGAUUGGAGUCAGGAAUGUGGCUGUGAUUGGAUAUCUGGUCAUUGGCGCCAGUCUCAUGCUACUGGUGCAGAGUCACAAUGUAUACCCACAGCUGCUGCUGGGUAGGAUGGCAUUCAGCAUUGGAGGCGCUGCAUGCUCGACCAUGGUCACCGCUAUCCUACCGACAAUGACAGCCGAGCGAAAACAUAUCACCCCUUCGGAAGCUGGCCAGACCUAUGGAGAAGGUAUCGCGACACCAACGAACCCCGGUGCCCGACACUCGGGCGCUUUCAGUAUCAGUAGCGAGGUUACCAUUACUCCUGCACGAUAUGUUCAGAGACCACCAAAUCUCAGACGACGAUCCCAGAAACGCCGCUUUGCUACAGACCCUGCCACACCGAAGAAAUCGGAUUUGAGUCAACUUGCAGGUUACGUAGGCAUGUUUACCGGAAUCGGCGCGCUUGUGGCUGUCGGUAUCUUCCUACCACUUCCUGUUAAACUUUCUGGGAAGGGUGUGGCUCAGGCGGAUGCCGUCAAAGACAGCUUCUACCUCGUCGGAAGCGUGUCUAUCGUUGUUGCCUUGCUAGUAUCUCUGACUCUCCGUGGACUUCCUGGUGAAGAGGACAAGGGUUUCCACAAGCUGUUUUACUCGGGCAAGAGUACCGACGACCAUGAUGCCAACGAAUUUGCAACUCUGAACCCUACCCCGUCAUACUACCAACUCGUCCGUUCCGCUAUCAUGCUAGGUUUCACCGACUCUCGAAUCACUCUGGGCUAUCUAGGUGGUUUUGUCGCAAGAGCUUCUUCUGUCGGCAUAUCACUGUUCAUCCCACUCUUUGUCAACGCCUACUUUAUCCGUGAAGGACUUUGCUCUGAUGACCCAAGCGAAGACAUCAAGUCCAGCUGCAAACGCGCAUACACGCUCGCAUCCAUGCUGACCGGCUUCUCGCAAUUGACUGCACUACUAGCUGCACCUCUGUUUGGAUGGUUCAAUGGCUACAUGAGCAACAAAGGAGAACAGCUAUCCUACUUUCCUCUAGGCAUUGGCGCCAUUGCCGGUAUCAUUGGAAGUAUCUCGUUUGGUCUACUCGACAACCCCGAUCCUUUCCACGGAAGCGCUGACGGCAAAGGUGCAAUUUUGGCUGUCAUCCUCCUUGGCUUUAGUCAGAUCUCGGCUAUCGUGUGCUCGCUUGGUAUCCUCGCGAAAGGCAUCCAAGCUUCUACGCCAACAGUAUCGGAAGCUCCAAACACAGAACCAGAUACCUUGCCUGAAGCCCAAGAGCCCUCCACCGAGCCUACCUCUGCAGAAGAACAACCAACAGAGACUGCACCCUUGUUACCCACCGUCAACGAAACUUCUGCACCACAAACGUCAACCGACCUCGACAGAGCACAGCUCAAAGGCACAAUCGCAGGCGUAUACUCUCUAGCCGGCGGCCUAGGCAUCCUCCUACUCACAAAACUCGGUGGUGUGCUCUUCGACAAGACAAGCACAGGCGCGCCAUUCUAUAUGCUCGCAGGCUUCAACGCCAUUCUACUUUUCGCAGUCCUUGUCGUGUUUGUCGUGCAGAGAGUGCGCAAAGUCACGGUAUCUGAUGUUUAG